Molecule: messenger RNA, 4996 nt
Organism: Lates calcarifer (barramundi perch)
Lineage: Eukaryota; Metazoa; Chordata; Actinopteri; Centropomidae
Product: homer scaffold protein 3
Exons: 11
Coding region: 509-1609 (366 amino acids)
Biological process (GO): G protein-coupled glutamate receptor signaling pathway; regulation of store-operated calcium entry
Cellular component (GO): plasma membrane; postsynaptic density; cytoplasm
Molecular function (GO): G protein-coupled glutamate receptor binding
Source: RefSeq, a predicted model, not a curated record
CACCGAGAGAGUUGAAUGGGAUCCCAGUGUGAUCUGGCACAGAGGCGGGAGGGGAGCAUAGCACAAGUCCUGGAGGAGGGUUCCAGCCAAAACUACUCUGUCGUCCGACUUUCAUCGACAUUCCUCCGUGUGUCCGGUCCCUGCAGAGAAGAGCCAAACGGUUCGCGGUGCGUAAUUACGCACGGCGAGGAGGACGACCGAAACCGUGGAGUUGCUCGCCGCGGACACCCGCGGACAAAGGAAGGCGAGUAGGCUGGAGUACAAUAACUGACUUGAGAGGAGAGGAGUACUGUCGGAGGGGGAGACAGGGGGGAAUCUGGAGUCGGAAGUGAUUUGUCUUGUAGAAAUGUAAUUUACGUCCAGGAUUUCAGGGAAGAGAAGAAUCAGUUUGGAGACCGAGGAAGGGGAAAAAAAGGACAAGAAGAAGAGUUAGUGAGUGGAAUCUUUCCCCGCAAAAAACAGCAUCAGGAUCCUCGGAGCAUGGGAGGAGUUGUCUACGAGCUGUAAAAUGUACCCGCUACACCGAGAGAGAGAGCAGCCCAUCUUCAGCGCCAGAGCUCAUGUCUUCCAGAUCGACCCGGCCACCAAACGCAACUGGCUGCCGGCCAGCAAGCACGCCGUCACCGUGUCCUUCUUCUACGAUGCCAGCCGCAGCGUCUACCGCAUCAUCAGCGUGGGUGGGACUAAGGCCAUCAUCAACAGCACCAUCACCCCCAACAUGACCUUCACCAAAACCUCCCAGAAGUUUGGCCAGUGGGCCGACAGCCGGGCCAACACCGUCUACGGCCUGGGCUUCUCCACAGAGCAGCAGCUGCAGCAGUUUGCAGAGCAGUUUAAAGAGGUGAAGGAAGUGGCCCGUCUUGCCAGGGAGAAAUCCCAGGAGCGGUUUGAACUGGCCAACCCUGCGCUCAACAUUGCAGCACCACAGAUUUCCCAGGAGUUGUCAGAGGAACGUCACUCUCCGCCACUGCUGACAGUUAAUGGGCCAGGCGAGGAGAAGCUGUUUCGCAGUAAGAGCGCUGAAGUGGAGCUGACAGUGGAGAAGGAGAGGGUCAAGAAGAUGUUGUCUGAAGGGUCCAUGUGUGAGAUAAACCUGGAGGCUGAGCUCUUCACUCUGCAGGACAGCAACGCUAAGCUGGUGGCAGCGCUGCAGGAAGCAAACAGCAGCGUGGAGCAGUGGAAGAAACAGCUGGCUGAGUACCAGGAGGAGACUGAUCGCCUCAGAGACCAGGUAGCAGAGCUCGAGGCCCAGCUGGGGCACCCUGCUGCUGGUCAGACUGGUAGAGAGGAGCUGAACCGGUCACUGGAGGAGCUGGAAGCCCUGCUGAGCGCCAAAGACCAGGAAAUUCACAAUCUACAGAGCAAGAAAACAGAUGUGGGUGAGCUACAGAAGGAAAGAGAGGACGCCAUGCAGAGACUCCAGGAUCUGGAGAGACGAAACACUGAGCUGGAGGAUCGGGUUCAGAGCGCUGAAAGGACGCUCGCCUCCAGCCGGGAGGAGCGGGAGCAGGCGGAGGUCGAGGUCCGACGCGUCAUCGAGGUUCUGGAUGUCAAAAUCUGUGACCUGAAGGACCUGAGACAGAGCCUGGCAAAACUUGUUGAUAAAUAGCCACAGCAGCAGUUGGGCUGCAUCUCCACAGCCAGAGCUGGUUUCCUUCAUGUGGCUUUGAUUUGUGUUCCACUGAUUUAACAGCAGAGCAGAAAUCAAAGCAUGAGGGAGGAAAACGUACAGGCGUUUACCUUCAUGGAUCUCGGUUUGGGUUAGGGUUUUUUAAGAUCAGUGCAGAAACCUCUUACAGGUGCCAUGUGCAGCACAAACCAUCUGUACUGUGCAUCACUGUCACAUUAACCUUGCAAUAAUUAUCUUAAACGAUUGACAGUAUGGUCUAAUUUGCUACUGCUACUUGCUUUUCCAUGCUACAAUUCCAUCAGCUGCAAGUCCUUCAGCCCCUCAAUCCUGAAGAGGAUAAAGAUUUUUUCAGCAUCUGACAUCACUGACAACAGACAGCUUUAUGUCUGUUUUCUGUAGAAGAACAGCGCCCUCCUACACUUUUUCAUGCCAUAGCAAUCAAGUGUAUUAUGUUAAAAUCUGACCUGGUGAUUUAAUGUAAAGAUGCAGAGGCUGAAAGAAGCUGAAGCUCUUUUCAGUGAUGGUCUCAAUUGUUUAUGAUAAUUAUACUGAUAAUUUAUUUAAGUGAUGAUUUAUUCAUAAGAAUACGCAGUACUACACAAAGCACCUUUAACAGAGGACUUGCACAAAAACAGAUUUUAAGUUUGCUAUUUUGCAAAGGUAGACAUUUCCUACAGGUAUUUAGGGAUUUUUUUACUUGUGUAUUAGUUUAUUUUUGUGUGGUCUAUCCUUGUUUAAUACAGAGUGGGGAAUCUACUUGUACUGGUGUAGUUCUCUCACUGACCUAAGAGGCAAGAGGAAGAGUAAGACUUGGAAAUAAUAAAAAAAAAAAAAUUACGGCCCGACAGUGUUUAAUAAAAGGCAGUGCUCUGAUUUCCUGCAGAGCCAGAGGUCUCAACCACUCAACCGUGUCUGGGCACGGACAAUAACUGUAACAGCCGGAGUUGCAUCAGGCCAUGAGAUGGCUGAAAGAUAAAGUUUUAUGAAUAACUGCAUUUUUAUACCUUAUACAUAAAUAUUUUUAUCAUAACUCUGGACAUUUAGUUUAUAGAAACCUCAAAAUGGCUGUUCAUAAAUGCUUCAUUCAGUGUUGUCAGAGGCCCCUUUCCCAUUAAACUAAUAGCCUGAGGCCCACACAUAAUAGCCCUGUAUGAAUAAAGCUUUUAGAUUAGCAUUUUCUCAUAAUGUUACUGCUAAAUCUCAAAACUGAGUGCUAGUAAGAGAACUGAUAAAAAAGAAAUCAAGCUAUAAAAGCAAAAUGUCUGCCUUUGUACAAUAACAGACGUGAGUUUAUUUUGGUGUCAUCCUUUCCUUUAACACUGUGGAGAUGCACCCAGUAAGAGUUUGGUUGGGGUAAGGACACAUGAAGGCAAAGACCUUAAAUAAAGUCAGUUCCAGUUCACCAUCAGCAGCCUGUACUGGCCUCACACCAGCCAGAACAUCAAAAAACUCAGAGAUGCAACAACCUGCUCUCAUUUUGUCCUCUGAGGAUCGCCAGCGCAUGACCGUUGUAUUUUGCUCAUGUUUCGUGAGGACUACUCUUUCUCACCACUUAUUCUGUUAUUCAUGUUCAUUCAUGGGUCACUCACAGGCAAGAUAGGACAUCAACAAUAGCUUCCCAGCUAAAAUGAUGCUAAAUUCAAGCUGCGACUUAGUAGGUUUGUCCCCUCCACCGGCCACUGACACAUAGAUCAGCAUUUGAAGGAAAGAUCCUAAAGUGUCACUGUGGCCUGUGGACGAAGGCGCUGCUUCUCCACUCUGACGUCGCUGAGUUCAACCUGAGAUUGCACUUGAUGAUGUUUCUGCCAAGUUUUACUUUGUUUACAUUUGUCUGUGUUCACAAAAUGAUCCUGUUCUACUUUAUGUACUUUCUCUGUGUUUCGCAACACUACCAUUUACCAUAAUAGUAAUAAUAACCCUAGAGAGAGUCUAAGCACAGCCGCAGAGCAUAGAUCACUGAGAGCACUGCAUGAGCUCUGCAGAAGCCCCCGUACCUGCCAAGGAAUGUGAAACUGUGUGUGUGUGUGCGUGUGUGUUUGUGUGUGUAUGUACACAUUACUUAGCAGUGUGCUACCUCAGACUGCUUGAGUUAAAAAGCACAACUGCAGUAGUUUUAGCAAAUGGGUACUUAAUUGACUUGUCUGUCUAGCUUUGUAUGUGAACUUCUGAUGCACACUAUUGAUCUUUGCUUCUUGCCCCCUGAUGAGUUAUUGAUUUCUUCAUAUGACAGUAAUAUAGGUACAAAUAAGGUGCAGCUCUUUGCAGCUGAUGAUGCAGUAACUGUCAGAAUCAUAAUAACAUGUCAAAAUGUGAUUUAAACAGGUCAUAACUAAAUCUGUUGAUGUGAUAAACUGCCAGACUGUGGUAGUAGUAUUACAUUAACAUGCAAUUAUUACUUUGUAAGGCUUGUAUCAUUUUCAACUGAUGGUUUAUCAUUUACACUUUAGGUGACUUAACUUUGAGAUUUUAUCAUAGGGAGUCAAAAUGAUCUCCUCAGCCAUUUCAGCAUAUCUUAUACUUAAUAUAAUGAUACAGCACUGAUCACAUUAAGGGUUUUAUUAUACUUUAAGUCCAAUAAGACUGACGUGUCAUCACUUUGACUGGUUAUUACAUUAUCUGGCAUUUCUGGCAUCAGCCUCUUCAUGCAAGUAAAACUGAAUUAGCAAUAAAGUUUCUAGCAUAGAUGCCUGUUCAUAGUAGAUACAAGUAAUUUGUAGGUAAUGACACCUGUUCUCUUCCAUUUUAACAACAGAAGUGUUUUUUUUUUCUCAUGGCUUCAAAUGAUUUGAACGGAUCGUUACCAGCCUUUUAUCAAACAUGAAGAAGAUACACAGGCCGUCGGCUCCUCGCAGCACGAGCUCCUCACGGUUAAUGUCAGAAACACUUAGCUCCACAAAAGCCUUAUUCCAGUGUAUAAUUACUACACAAUAACACUGUGUGAAUACAUUAGUAGUAGUUUGUGUAUACACAGAGAGGGAGCAGAGUGACUGUCCUCUAACUGUAAAGCCCAACUUCCCUCCUGGUGUCUCACCUCUGUUUUGACUUAUCAUACUUGAGAGUGUAACAGUGUUUCAAGUACACUAUGUAAGCAGCUUUGUUCCAAUUUUAUAAUAGAAAAUGAAUUAGAUCUUCAGUAUUAUUGUAUGGCUACAAGAUAAAGGAGGAAUCCAUCUCAUAUUUCAGACAGUUAGCUAUUAGUUAGUUAUUUCAAUUAAUAGUUGAAGCAGGUUGAAUGAAUUGAUUCCUCCUUAAAUACACUGGAAUAAGGCCUUUUUAAAACAUCUGUUGCCAGCUGUUAGAGAGAAUGCAGUACCAAAGAUGCACCACUGUCACGCUGAAGCCACAUAAACUGGAAUAAACACACAA